Messenger RNA from Colletotrichum paranaense, 3720 nucleotides. RefSeq lists its product as uncharacterized. Lineage: Eukaryota; Fungi; Ascomycota; Sordariomycetes; Glomerellales; Glomerellaceae. The transcript is spliced from 9 exons. Gene Ontology annotation, cellular component: membrane. The coding region runs from base 1 to 3720 and encodes 1239 amino acids. Gene Ontology annotation, molecular function: metal ion transmembrane transporter activity. The record is from RefSeq and is a predicted model, not a curated record. Gene Ontology annotation, biological process: metal ion transport; transmembrane transport.
AUGGGAGAUCAUGGCAGCUCUCCAACAUGCCUAUCAGCAGAGCCUCAUGGCCCAGCUGAAGGGAGCCACGGAACCAUUCGAGACCACGCUGCUCACUAUUUUGGUUGCAUCGAGAUCGCUGAUCGAGUCAACUAUCUGAGCCGAGAGAAAAACUCGGAUCUCUGGGAUCACGAGAUUCAAAUCGAGGCUGAGAGGCUGCAGCAACGAAAACCUACCAUCAGUGAGGACGAACGGCUAAAGACUGCGAAAGAAAAGGUUGAAGCUAGAAUCAAGAGUCUCGCUGUGAGCAUUGAAGCGCAAUACAAGCGAACGGACAUCCUUCGGAAAGCACUCUCGGAGGUGAGAUGUCCCCAAUGCAAAGAUGAACCUCCAAACAAAGACGUAGAGGACCCGGCGAAUCAACACCCUCAGUGCGACCUGGUUCAUCUUGUAUCUCACAGUCACGAGGAAUGGAAGAAUUCAGACAGUUACAAGAAGGGUAUCGAGAUCAUCCAAGACUGGAAACGACACAAAACAUCAUCGGCACAGAGUAGCGAUGUUGAGGACGAGCAUGUCACAAAUAGUCCGAGUUUAGUAAGCAAUGGCCAGCUCAGAUUGGCGCCUGAGAGGGAAGAGGCUCGCAAGAUCAUCCGGGAUGGUCAUACCGAUGUCGAUUAUGCCUUUGAAGAAGAUGAAGACACACCCUCGUACGAGCUGGAACGAGAUAUGAACGGGUACCUCAUUCAGUGGAAGAUUUUGAAACCUGGAGAGUCACUCAAAAAGCUCGACUCGCACACGCCAAUCAACAUCUCCCCAACGUCGGUCAAUUUCACCCUUCCCUCACAGCUCCCAUCUCUUCCUCCUUCUCCUCGGCGAGCUCCUCGACCUCGGGCAGCUAGAGCGCCGAGUGAAGCUACAGUUCAAUUCGAAGCUACAGACCACAAGCCGAAGGAACGUCCGACCGGGCCCAGUCGCUUGCGCUCUGGGACACUGCAAUCCGCCUCCUAUCUCGAGCCUUACACAGAACAGGAGAGAUAUCUGGAGCCGUUGACCGAGAACCUCACCGAUUACCGUUUCAAAGGGAAGUUUCCUGAUCAGAGACUGACUUUGCAAAACCUUCUCGACCCAGCACCGGAAAGGCCAGAGCCUCAGGACGUAAUCCUAUCUCGAGAUCGACCAAACAAGGAUGGAAGAGUGCGGUACUUCCAUAUACCGCAUAACAACAUGCAGGUGAGAGAAAUCAUCGCGUUCAAACGAAAGUUUCAUUCUAAUCUCACUGGGCUCAUCCCGUUGCAGGAAGCCAUCGCACGUUACUUCAACGAGGAGUGUCCACUGUCCGACGGAAUUUACCGAAACCCGUUGAAAACGCAUAGCCGUAUGAUCUUACGUCCUGAAUAUUGGAGAGGUCAACAGCAUGGUGGCAGGCGCACAUUGGUACAUGCUAGACAUAUGCGUGCUAUUUGCGAGCGUAUCUCGUCGAGGAUCUGGGAGGUGGAAGACAACCCUGAUAACCUUGUGCUAUUUAUGCCCUACUUACACUGGGAGGAAGAUCGUAAGCGUGACAAGAUGGCUAAAAUAAUUGACAAGGAGUCAGACAGAAAUCGAGAAGAACAUGAGACGCAGCGCAAUAAAGCCCGGGAACAGAGAGUAAGGGAACGUACUUACAAGCCUACCACUACCAACGACAAGCAAGUACGAAACUUGCUCGAGCCCGAUCUUUGCCGUAUUAGGCACCACGAUAAAGUUUCUCCAAUACAUAAGAGAAGCAUCCUCAAAGCUUGGGAGAAGAAUGCACGCGGAAAACCUAACGUCAAGCACGAGAUGGUCGACGUUGCUAGUGGAUUAGCAACGGGCGGGCUUGUUGAACAUGAAUACGGCAGUGAUGGCCACAACCUAUGGUCUGUUCCCAAGCUGAAGUGCUCCGACCAUGGGAGGUUGCAGAUUGAGAACAAGCUAGGUCAAUUUCUUUUGGACUCCGCUAGACUGUAUGAGGCAAUGUCCAUGUAUAGAGAUCAACGCCUGGUUGAGAAGUACCUUCACCACGAUCCACCUCUACAUCCUCGGCGCACCCUCGACCAGUCUUACUACUGGACUCUGAAGACAACAAAAGCGAGAGACAGAGACCAAGUUGUUUAUCGCGGUACAACCAUGGAUGAGAGGAACAUCCAUAGAUUUCGAGAACGCCGUGAAGAUCCUGCACUGUCUUGUAAAGACAAGAAACCGUUUUGGCGCUCCGAUGCUCCCUCAACCGCCGAGCAGAGCACUAACUGUGAUGUUCCGGACUCAUCUGAAAGCAACUUUGGCCGUUACAAAUGGGAUGGUCACUGGACGAAGACCGACGAGGACGGCUGCGAUCACUGCAGGGACGAGAUACGCAAGGUGUCCAGGAUCGUCAUGGUCGACCAGCUGUGGAUGUGGAUCUUGGACAAGCGGACGAUCAUCACCAGUUUCCCGAAAAGAUAUGGCGCAAACAAGUCAGAUCCCUCGGGGGUACACAAGUCGAUACGCACCCGUAUCAAGCACGCUCGCAAGAACCAGAUUCGAUCUGUCUUUGAUGUGGCACUCAUCAUUCUCGAUGAGUGCUCGAACACGUUCUUCGACAGAACAAAAACACCAGAUCGACACCCGCAGGUCAUGGACAUAUUCGCAGAGUCCAUCGGCACUCUGCAAAACAAACAAACAGUCUCUUUCCAGCAUUUAUGGCACUGGACUGAGCAAGCCUCCAAGGUUUACCACUCCAAGUCAGCCUUUGAGGACACAUCCCAUCUCCACGUUCCGCUUCUCAACAUCAACCCUGAGGGCAAGCUGCAGCGAGAAAUAAAAGACAUUAUCGAUGAACUAGACAUCAUGAUACAUGUCAAUGGGAAACAAAGGGAAGUCAUCAAGCGGUUCGUGAAGCACGUUGAAAAUAUCUACGACCCGAGUGGUAAAUGGCGGGACGAGACACUCAGCCCGGAUGGCAAUCGGGACUACUUUCGUUCCCGGUCAAUGUCGCGAAGCGGCGAAGACAUUAGGUCUACGGAAGAGGCUAGGAAACAAGAGGAACGCGAGAAGGAUGAGUUUACUUGGUUCCGCAAACAAGCAUACGAUCUCAUAUCAGAUGUGGACGACCGAAUGAACGAGCUCGAAAGCCUGCGCAAAAGCGCUGAGACUACAUCGCAAGGCAUCAAAGACCUUCUUGACCUGAAACAGCAGCAGGCUAGCAUUCUACAGGCAUGGCAGUCAGUCAGGCAAGCAGACGAAAGCGUUCGCCAAGGAAGAUCCGUCAUGAUCUUUACGAUUGUUACCAUCAUAUUUCUACCGCUAUCGUUCAUGUCGAGUGUGUUCGGCAUGAACAAUAGAGACAUUGGCGACACCAACAUGUCUUUUGAAGACCAGGCGAGUUGGAUGUUCCCAAUAUCCGCAAGCGUUAUUUUUGUCUCCAUUGUCUUCGCCUUUUGGACUUACCCGCGCACAAUUUUCUGGUCUGCAUACAAGCUGUCAGAAACAUGGAUUCUUGUCACUUUCGGCUUCUAUGCACUCUAUCUCAAGAUUGGAGAGUGGAAGAAAGACUGGACAACGAGCGAUAAGAUGCUGAAAAGACUUGAAAAGAAGGUGGAGGGCAUGAGGAGCCAAGUCAAAGAUCAACGUCGCGCCGAGCGCGAGAGGGCAGAUGCCGAAGUAUUGAAAAAAGCGGAGGAGACGGACGGCGGCCCAACAAAGUCUGAGUAUUGCUUGCCGGAAAAGGUAGGUGAUGUUUGA